Messenger RNA from Meloidogyne enterolobii, 1120 nucleotides. The record is from the annotation of a GenBank genome assembly. Lineage: Eukaryota; Metazoa; Nematoda; Chromadorea; Rhabditida; Meloidogynidae.
GAUGGGAAAUUAUCUAUCAAGAUAUUGGAGUACUUCUUUACCUCAACCAACUAUUACUGAUUCGGAAAAUUUAAACGCUUUGGAUCCUAAUUCAAAUGCAUCAAAUUGUUCUCAAGGCGAACAAGGAUCACCAGAAAAACCUAAAUCACAGCUUGAAUCUGUUUUACCUCCAACUUUUGUAACUCCAAAGAUUAAACGGACCAAUUCUAAAAUUUUUGCGGCUUUUGUUCCAGACUCGCCUGAACGUUAUGCUUUUCACAACUUUAACGAAUUAAAAUCGUUUUUGGAUUCUCCAGUUGGGAAAAGAAAAGGAACACGCUUUAAACGGUGCCAAGAUGAAAAUGAUUUUGAUAGUUUUUAUAAUGAACAACUCUCUGCCAGCACUUGCACGGAAGACAACAAUUCAUCUAGCUCUAGUAUAGAACAAGAUUUGCCUUACAAAGAGAUUCCUGCGAGAAGACUGACAGAUUUUAGAGUGGCAAUUGAGAAGGGGGAUCAUGCUAAAUUUGAUGAAUUACUGAGUGAGAGUCCCCGUUUUCUUGUCAAUACUUCUAAUGAUUUGCCGACAAUAAUACAAAUUGGUAAUCGUUAUAAUGCUUUACAUGUUGCCUGUCGUGCCUCUAAUUUUGUGGCGGUGCAAAAAAUUCUUACUUUCAUUUGCGACAAAGCUUGGCUUACAAAUGCCUAUUCUACCGAUACUUGUGUUAUUGAACGUUCUGCAAAUUUAUUAGAUGCUAUGUUGAACACACCAGAUAAAUUGCAGAAUUACACACCUUUACAUUAUGCAUGUAAAAUGGCCAAUUUUGAAAUAGUUGAUGCUUUAUUGAAUUUUCGUGUUUGUAAACGAGAGCCGAUAAACAACCACGACGAAAAACCACUUGAUUUACUUGGCUUGGGGGCGAAAGGAAGCAAACAACAGAUUCGGGACGUUUGCAAUAAAAUUACUUGUGCCUUUAGAAAGGAGCCUUCCCUGUGAUGAUUUAUCUCAAUUUUAAAUAUUUUUUUUCAGUGUACUUAUAAAAUAAUCAUUCACUCAAAAAUUGAUAAUAAUGGGGAUUGGACUUUACUUAAUUAUUCUUGUUUUUAUGUCCAAUCCAUUUAUAUAUAUUUGUACAUUUCA